AUGCCGUCAGCAUCCCAAACGGGCUUCCGCAAGGUCCAGACCUUCAAGACGGACUAUGCGCCCUGCACAAUCACCCAGUAUGUCUCAGACCGGAGCGGCAUGCAGGUCGUGGUCGCCGACCGUCAGGGCCCCAAGAUCAAUGGCUACUUCACCCUCGCCACGGAGAUUUUCGACGACUCGGGUGCCCCCCACACCCUCGAGCAUCUCAUUUUUAUGGGGUCCAAGAGCUACCGCUACAAGGGCCUGCUGGACAAGCUGUCGUCUCGCGCAUACUCUGGCACCAAUGCCUGGACCGCCACCGACCACACGGCCUACACCCUCGAGACGGCCGGCUGGGACGGCUUCGCCCAGGUCCUUCCCGUCUACCUGGAGCACAUUAUCCUGCCAGUCAUUACCGACGAUGCCAUCGUCACCGAGGUGUGGCAUAUUGACGGCGAGGGCAACGAUGCGGGCGUCGUCUACUCGGAGAUGCAAGCCGUCCAGUUCCGCAGCCCGGAGAUCAUGGAUCUCAAGGCUCGUAGGUUGAUGUACCCCGAGAACGUCGGUUUCCGCUACGAAACAGGCGGCAUGACCGAGGCUCUCCGCGUUCUCUCCCCCGAGCGCAUUCGCCAGUUCCACCGCGACAUGUACCAGCCGCGAAACCUCUGCCUCGUCAUUGUUGGAGAGACUGAUCACGAGAAUCUGCUCGAGAUUCUGAACGAGUUCGAAGAGAGCAUCAAGGACGACAUCCCGUCGCUCGAGGCCAAGUUUCAACGCCCAUGGAUCGACUCAGCCCAGCCCCCCGCCCUCAAGGAAUCCAUCAUCACGACGGCAGAGUUCCCAGAAGAGGAUGAGUCUGUUGGCGAGAUCCUGGUGGGAUUCUUCGGGCCCAACUGUAUCGACCUUAUCGCGACCUCGGCCCUCAAUGUCUUGCUGACAUACCUCUGCGGAUCUUCCGUCUCCAUCCUCGAGAAUGUCCUCGUUGAAAAGGAGGAGCUCGCCAGCUCCGUCAGCCAUUGGUGGGAGUCCAGACCCAACUCCGUCAUUUGGCUCCAGCCCACUGGCGUGGCGACGGAGAAGCUCGAGUUCGUCGAGAAGCGCCUGUUCCAGCUCCUGAACGAGGUUGCUUCGAACCCCCUCGAUAUGGGCUACAUGAAGGAGUGUAUUCGGAGGGAAAAGCGCCAGGUCAAGUUCCACGCUGAGACUUCCGAGUCGUUCUAUGCUACCAACAUCAUCACCGACUACCUAUUUGGCAACCGGGAUGGCUCGACUCUCCGCGACCUCGAGACCCUGAGCGAGUACGACGCCUUGGAGAAGUGGACAGACGAGGAAUGGCGCAACUUCCUGCGGACGUGGAUGGUGGAUGCUCACCACAUUUCCAUUCUGGGAAAGCCUUCCCUGGAGAUGGCCACCAAGAUGAAGGCUGACGAGGAAGCUCGCAUCACGAAGCGCAAAGAAGAGCUUGGCGAAGACGGUCUGCAGAAGCUGGCCAAGCGACUUGAAGAGGCCAAGACGAACAACGAUGUGCCGAUUCCCGCCGAGGUGAUUGACCGUUGGACGGUCCCUGGGACCGAGUCCAUUCACUUCAUCGAGUCCGACACCGCCCGCUCUGGCCGUGGACGAGCCGUGGGAUUCGGCAAAGGGCAGGCUCAAGCGUUGAUCGACGGAUCUCCCGAGGGCAAGUUGCCUCUAUUCAUCCAAUUCGAGGAUGUCCCGACCAACUUUGUGCACAUCACAAUCCACAUUGGCACCGCCGAGGUCCCCGUUGAGUUGAAACCCCUGAUGCCCAUCUUCAGCGACAACUUCUUCAACACUCAUAUCAUGCGGGACGGCGAACUCGUCAACUUUGAGCAAGUCGUCAUGGAGCUGGAGCGAGACAGCAUCGGCUACGGCAUUGGCUCGGCGCGCACCCUCGCGGACCCCGAGGGCUUCAUGAUCCAGUUCCAGGUCGAGCCCGAUAAGUACGCGGCGGCUGUGAACUGGCUCCGCACCAUGAUGUUCGACUCGGUCUUCGACCCCCAGAGGCUCAAGGCUGCCGUGACCAAGGCCCUGGCUGACAUCCCCGAGGGGAAGCGUGACGGGCGCGGCAUGGCCAGCGAAGUAGACGCGGCCAUCCACCUUGAGAAAUCGACCCUGACCGUCGCCAAGCGCGUGCUGGUCCGCGCCGUCUAUCUCAAGCGCCUCAAGAAGCUCCUCAAGAGCGACCCUGAAAAGGUCGUUUCCUGGUUCAACACCAUCAGGAAAUCGCUCUUCACGUUCCAGAACAUGCGAUUCCUCGUCACCGCGAACCUGAAGAACCUGACGGAUCCCAUCACGACGUGGGACAUUCUCAGCAGCACCUUGGCACCGCAAGAGGACAUGGUGCCGAUUCCCAAGGCCGAAAGCUUGCUCAACGACGAGGGGCGCAAACCCGGCUCGGUCGGCGCCAUCAUCAUCCCCAUGACCACCCUCGACAGCUCGUACUCGGUGAGCUCCGCGCCCAGUAUCACGUCGCUCUCCGACCCGCGCUUCCCCCCGCUCCUCGUGGCGAUUGGAUACCUCGAGGCCGUGGAGGGCCCUCUCUGGAACGCCGUCCGCGGCGCGGGCUACGCCUACGGGUCGUACUUCUCUCGCAACGUCGACUCGGGCAUCCUGUCGUACCGCGUGUACCGCUCCCCGGACGCAUACAAGGCCAUCACGGCCUCGCGCGACGCCAUCCGCAAGAUCGCCGACGGCGAGGUCGAGAUCGACCGCCACCUGCUCGAGGGCACCAUGAGCCAGAUCGUCGUCCUCUUCGCCGACGAGCAGUCAACGAUGCCCUCGGCCGCGCAGCAGAACUUUGUGCAGGGCGUCGUGCGCGGCCUGCCCAAGGAGUGGAACAAGGAGAUCCUGCGGCAGGUCCGCGCCGUGACGGCCGACGAGAUUAGGGGCAUCAUGAAGGAGUUUAUCCUGCCGUGCUUUGAGCCCGGGAAGAGCAACGUGGUUGUCACGUGCGCCAAGUUGAUGGCAGAGAACAUGGAGACGGCCUUCAAGGGCAUGGGCUACGCGGUGCAGACGCGGGAGCUGAGCCACUUCCACGACGACUACGGCCUGGAGGCGGGCGAGGACGAUGACGAGGAGGAGGACGAUGAGGACGAUGAAGAUGAUGAGGAGGGCUCUGAGGACGAUGACGACGAUGACGAGGACGAUUCGGAGGAGGACUGA
Messenger RNA from Purpureocillium lilacinum, 3162 nucleotides. RefSeq lists its product as uncharacterized. NCBI's taxonomy places the organism in Eukaryota, Fungi, Ascomycota, Sordariomycetes, Hypocreales, Ophiocordycipitaceae. Gene Ontology annotation, molecular function: metal ion binding. The record is from RefSeq and is a predicted model, not a curated record.